AUGAUGUUCUCUCCAGAUUUAGUUUGGUUCAUUGGUACUAUUGUAUGGUACUUUUCCAGCUUCAGUUUAGCUACACCUAUACCUGAUAGGGAAGGUCUUCAGAUUGUCACAAAUCAGAAGAGAUACUUCAACUACGGCGAGGGUGUUGUCCGCGGUGUGAACCUUGGUGGUUGGUUGGUGUUGGAACCUUAUAUUACCCCUUCGCUUUUCGAAACUUUCCGGACCAACCCCGACAAUGACGACGGGAUCCCCGUAGACGAAUACAACUUCUGCAAGGCCUUGGGCCCGGAGUUAGCGCGGUCGCGGUUGACUGCUCACUGGGACGCCUUCUAUACUGAGAAGGACUUCUAUAACAUUGCAGCUGCAGGUUUGAACAUGGUCCGUAUUCCUGUGGGGUACUGGGCUUUCAUGACGUUGGAAGACGAUCCAUACGUCACAAAGUUGCAGGAGGAAUAUUUGGACAAAGCUAUUGAGUGGUCUCGUAACGCUGGUUUGCACGUUUGGAUUGACUUGCACGGUGCACCUGGUUCGCAAAACAGAUUUGAUAACUCCGGUUUGAGAGGCCGUUUGGAUUUCCUAAAGGAACCAAACUUAAGUCUCUUGAAAGAGGUUCUUCGUUACAUGCUAGACAAGUACUCCCAACCUCAGUACGAUGAUGUUAUUAUUGGUAUUCAAGUCUUGAACGAGCCAUUCGGCCCAGACGUUGACAUGCAAGACAUCAAGGAUCUCUACUACUUUGCCUACGACUACCUAAGAAAUGAGCUAUGCCGUGACCAGGUUCUAGUUUUGCACGACGCAUUCACCCCUCCACACUACUGGGACCGCGAUUUCACAAUUGAGAGCGGCCACUGGGGAGUUUUGAUCGACCACCACCACUACCAGGUCUUCUCUCCAGGUGAGGUAGCUUCGGAUAUGGACCAAAAGGUUAGAACCGCAUGCUCAUGGGGUACCGAAUUUAUGAACGAAAGUCACUGGUCCGUUACAGGUGAAUGGUCAGCAGCGUUGACUGACUGUGCUAAAUGGUUGAACGGUGUCGGUAGAGGCGCCAGAUAUGACGGAACAUUCCCAGAAAGCUGGUUCAUUGGCUCAUGCGAAAAUAACGAGGACGUCCCUAGCUGGAGUGUUGAAAGGAAGAACAAUGUCAGAAGAUACAUUGAAGUUCAAUUGGAAGCAUUCGAGAUGAAGGGCGGUUGGAUAUUCUGGUGUUACAAGACCGAAAAUGCUGUUGAGUGGGACUUCCAACGUCUAGCUUACUACGGUUUGUUCCCACAACCACUUGACCAUAGAUUAUACCCAAGCCAAUGUGCAUAA
Messenger RNA from Eremothecium sinecaudum, 1311 nucleotides. It is a transcript of the gene EXG1, whose product is annotated as glucan 1,3-beta-glucosidase. Gene Ontology annotation, cellular component: extracellular region; cell surface. Gene Ontology annotation, molecular function: glucan exo-1,3-beta-glucosidase activity. The record is from RefSeq and is a predicted model, not a curated record. NCBI's taxonomy places the organism in Eukaryota, Fungi, Ascomycota, Saccharomycetes, Saccharomycetales, Saccharomycetaceae. The coding region runs from base 1 to 1311 and encodes 436 amino acids. Gene Ontology annotation, biological process: glucan catabolic process. The transcript has a single exon.